This is a messenger RNA of Branchiostoma belcheri (Belcher's lancelet), 705 nucleotides long. RefSeq lists its product as uncharacterized. Bases 154 to 705 code for a protein of 183 amino acids. Lineage: Eukaryota; Metazoa; Chordata; Leptocardii; Amphioxiformes; Branchiostomatidae. The transcript is spliced from 5 exons. The record is from RefSeq and is a predicted model, not a curated record.
GGUGAGAAAGCCGAGACAUAUUUUACAUGUUUCAGUGCCAUCACACGUCGUGGUUACAACCACCAGACAGAGGAAGUAAAGGACAUUGUCAAAUGGUGCCUUUACUUCAAGGACCAGGCGACAGUGUCCGACGUGUGGUGGCACGAGCUACACAUGCGGUUCAAGGCCACCAUCCCAUGCCUCAACUGGCUGAAUAUGGAGAAGAAAGUCCAGAAUGACUUCAUUCCUUACCAGCUUGAGGAUGGGGUAAGAGAUUCAAAUGCAGCCUCCCGGAGUGUACGUGACAUCAUCCGGAAACAUCUCAUGAUGACAGAAAACCAGCACCUUCUGGAGGCAGACGAGCCAGAGGUCUCCUUCAGGUAUGGACUGGACGGCAGACCACAGGCCAAGAAUAACAUCAUUGGCGCUGUCAUGGCCUGCAUUACUCCAGUCCGAGACCUGGAGGAGGCCCUGGUGCGUCCGCGAACAGUGCGAGAAGAGUACUGUGUAUUUUUGUAUAAUGGAAAAGAAGACUAUGAAGAACAGGUCAAGGCGGGAUCACGAGUAUUCCGAGAAAUGGAGGAUAUCCAGGCAAAUGGAAUUCAGAUGGAGGUCGAAGGAGUUGAGAAGCUCAUUCGUGUAAAGUGGUAUAUCAUCUCUGAUUGGAAGGCACUGGCCAUCAUGAUGGGACUUGUGGGACCUACUGGUAGGCACGGCUUGUUAUAG